Molecule: messenger RNA, 561 nt
Organism: Colletotrichum tamarilloi
Lineage: Eukaryota; Fungi; Ascomycota; Sordariomycetes; Glomerellales; Glomerellaceae
Exons: 5
Coding region: 1-561 (186 amino acids)
Source: RefSeq, a predicted model, not a curated record
AUGGUCGCCGUGGCGGGGGCGGCGGUGGCGGCGGAGCUGUGUGGAGCAUGGACUUCGUCCGAAGCUGGCGGGGUGAAGCACGGCAUCUAUGGCGCAAUAGCUGCUUUGAACCGGGCCUUUGGAAAGGAGCAGGGAAUGCUGGGACAGUGUUGCGACGACAAGGCGGUCGUGGCCUCAUCUUGGUCUUUCAACAUGUUUCUGUUUCUUUGGAACCCUGUCCACGUGGAAGGCCACCGGUCAAAGGUCACACAAGCCACGGCUGACGACGUCAAGUUUGAACGACACGACAAGGCUCAAGCAGAAGCAGCAAGGGUCGUCGUCCGUGAUGAGCAGCUAGGAAGGGUAGUGAGGAUUGCUCUGCAGAAGAACACACUCUUUUUGGAUGGUUUCCAGGCGGUCUGGUCUGAAACUCACUGCAUGUCCCCACAGUCGCGGACUGCUUUCGCCGAAGAAUCAGCAUCAGGAGCAGAUGGGGAUAAGCAUGAGGUGCCCUGCGCGUCCUUCUGUGCGACGACGGCACAAACGGCUGCGUAUCUUUCCAAAAUAGCAGCGUUGGCGUAA